AUGUGUAUAUUUGUAGCAUGCGUUAUAAUAUAUAAUCUUUCGCACCUUAAGUGGGAAAAUCAUAGGAUUUUCAUCACAGCGAACAAGAAGCAAGCGACAACCACCGUCAAAAGGACGAUUCUAAUAACGAUGACGUCUCGGAUCAAAGGCGUGUUACUGCCGUUCAUAGAAUCACUACCGCUGCAUCGAAUAACCAAGACAGCACUGACAACAACUCUUGUAGGCAUACAAAGCGAUUACAAGUUCAAAGAAAUAGCCGUGCCGCUAACCGAAUCGCUACAGGUCUAUGAGAAGGCACAGAGGAGGCAAGAUCUGAGAACCAGUUUGAAGGCAUUGGAAAGUAUCAUCUUCCAAACGCACUUCCAAUGGAACAAUCCGCGUCCAAGACAUGCGCUCCUUUUUCAAAAGCACCAUUAUUUCCUACUAUCUCACUGGCCUUUUGAGAAUCACAGGUCUCUGGUAGAUUCCAUCUGUGCGCACAACGGGAAACUAAAUUCCAUGGCCUCUAAGGGCACCUGGCUGAAGGCGGACUGGACAACACUGUUCCAAGUGAAAAAUACCUGGGUCCAAACACCACCAGCAUCAACGUCGCCAGCCUAUCAUGGCGGGGCAAAUCUCGAUGCCUUCACCCCUGAGAGGACGUUUCUGGUCAACUCCCUUGGAAACCACUACAAGUUCUUAGUGGCAAACAGCCAUCUGAGCUACAAUCACAAGAAGUACCCUCCCCCUGCGGUGCAAAUCCCCAUCCGGAACGCCCUUGGCGAACUUUCCCUGUCCAAGCAGAUUGCCAAGCUCUUCUCAAGACAAUUGACACAAAUCUACACCAGUCUGUUCGUGGAAAAUCCACCCUUAUCAGCCGACAACGAGCUUGCAUUAAUGGCCGUCUUCCACGAUGACUCUCUGGACCGGCGCCAUAAGAGGCUCUACAUGCGUGCUUGUGCAAGAGCAUAUACGACCGUCAAUUCCGACUCUACCAUAGAGCCUUUGACGUUUCGUUGCACCCAAUGGAAUAACUAA
Molecule: messenger RNA, 1017 nt
Organism: Saccharomyces kudriavzevii IFO 1802
Lineage: Eukaryota; Fungi; Ascomycota; Saccharomycetes; Saccharomycetales; Saccharomycetaceae
Gene: GEP5
Product: Gep5p
Exons: 1
Coding region: 1-1017 (338 amino acids)
Source: RefSeq, a predicted model, not a curated record